Molecule: messenger RNA, 1169 nt
Organism: Paramecium octaurelia
Lineage: Eukaryota; Ciliophora; Oligohymenophorea; Peniculida; Parameciidae
Source: the annotation of a GenBank genome assembly
AUGCUNGUUGACCAAGAUCAAUAAUACAAUCUGUUAAUGGAAGAAGAAGAUAAAGAUACCAAAGAAAAAAAUCAAAAGUAAUAAGAAAAAUCAUCAGGGAAUUAAAAUAAGUAAACUUAGAAUAAUUGUAAAAAUAGAUAGAAUGAAUAGAAAGUGGAUGACUAACAUAAAUAAGAUAAGGAAGAAAUAUUUGAAGAUUGUUAAUGGGAAAUAAAUGAAUAAGAACUUUUAGAAAUGUAAUUAAACUAAACAACUUUGGAUUUUAAGAGCUUACAAUACGGAUAUCCUGAUUAUAAAAAAGGUACUAUCUACUUAUAAUACAAUAGCUUUAUCACCUGUCGAAUAAGUAAUAACUGAGUAAUUUUAAUAAUGUUAAUAAACAUUAAAGUCAACAAAAAAUGUGACCAAUCUUAAUCUAUGUAAGGACUAUAUGAAAUAAUUGUGUUUGAGUUCAAUUAUGGAGAUAACUCAAAUACCUUUCUUAUAGGCUGCCCCAUAACUGCUAUCAUCUUUAUAAGAUAAAUAACAUUUCAAUAGAAAUUCUUAAACCCUACUCAAAUAAGGUUAUAAGCAAACUUCUGAUGGUAAAUUUCAAGAUGCAUUGAAUACUUUUAAAUCCUUAUUAAGACAAGCAUUAUUUUAUGAGAAAAACACAGAUAUUGUGCCCAUCUGUUUUAAUUACAUUAUGGCUAUGAAUUGUGAAUUAAAUAAAAAAGAUUAAAGUGUUUCUAGACAAAUCGAAUUAGCAUGCUAUAUGGCCAUGUGUGAUUUAUAACCAAUACAUCGUUCUUUGACUUUAAGAGCAGCCAUGAGUUUGGCUUACAAGCAGAAGAACCAUUUGACUGGAGCUUAGGUAGCUAGAUAUUUGUUAAAAUUAUUGGAAAAGGCUCCAUAAGGAUCAGCUUAUGCUAAACCUGAAGUUAUAGAAAACGUUAAGAAAGUAAUCAAUUUUAAUAGUCUAGAUUUUAAAAAAUUGUGAGUAAUAAUUAAGAAAUGAAUAUCAAAUUGAUUUCGAAGAGGAUUAUUUAAUUUAAGGUUGCAAGAUAAUAUUUGCAGAUACUUUGACAAUCAAUAAGGAAUAAAGCAAUCAUUAGUGUUAGUUUGAUUAAGCAAUCCAUUCUUAAAAAGGAAAACUUUGUAAAAUUUGUGAUUUGUGUUAUAUUAAUUGA